AUGGAUUGUCACAUCUUCAUCCUCCUCUUUCUCAUCUGCUCAGCUCGCAGCUGCUUCGGGGAACUGAUUCUCCAGCCUACCAAUGAAGUUAAUCUUCUGGAUUCAAAAGCUAUUCAAGGGGAGCUGGGCUGGAUCUCCUACCCAGCACAUGGGUGGGAAGAGAUCAGUGGGGUUGAUGAGCAUUAUACCCCUAUCAGGACCUACCAGGUGUGCAAUGUUAUGGAUCAUAGUCAGAAUAAUUGGCUGAGAACAAACUGGGUCCCAAGAAAUUCAGCUCAGAAGAUCUAUGUGGAACUGAAGUUUACCCUCAGGGACUGCAAUAGUAUCCCAUUGGUUUUGGGUACUUGCAAGGAGACUUUCAACCUCUACUACAUGGAGUCAGAUGAUGACCAUGGGGUCAAAUUCCGAGAACAUCAGUUUACCAAGAUUGACACGAUUGCAGCUGAUGAAAGUUUCACACAAAUGGACCUGGGGGAUCGUAUUCUCAAGCUCAACACUGAGGUUCGAGAGGUAGGCCCUGUGAACAGGAAAGGCUUUUAUUUGGCUUUUCAAGAUGUUGGUGCCUGUGUUGCCUUAGUAUCUGUGAGGGUGUACUUUAAAAAGUGCCCUUUUACAGUGAAGAACCUGGCAAUGUUUCCAGAUACAGUACCUAUGGACUCCCAGUCCCUGGUGGAAGUCCGAGGUUCUUGUGUUAAUAAUUCUAAGGAAGAGGAACCACCCAGAAUGUACUGCAGCACAGAAGGGGAAUGGCUGGUACCCAUUGGCAAAUGUUUAUGCAAUGCUGGCCAUGAAGAAAGGGGCUAUGUUUGCCAAGCUUGUCGACCAGGGUUCUACAAAGCCUCUGCUGGUAAUUUGAAGUGUUCCAAGUGUCCACCUCAUAGCUCUACCCAGGAAGAUGGUGCCAUAGACUGCAGGUGUGAGAAUAAUUACUUCAGAGCAGACAAAGACCCUCCAUCCAUGGCUUGUACCCGACCUCCAUCUGCACCAAGAAAUGUUAUAUCUAAUAUCAACGAAACUUCUGUUAUACUGGACUGGAGUUGGCCCCUGGACACAGGAGGCCGGAAGGAUGUGACCUUCAACAUCAUAUGUAAAAAAUGCGGGGGGAAUGUUAAACAGUGUGAGCCAUGCAGCUCUAAUGUUCACUUCUUGCCACGACAAUUUGGACUCACCAACACUACAGUAACAGUGAUAGACCUUCUAGCACACACUAACUAUACAUUUGAAAUUGAUGCAGUUAAUGGAGUAUCUGACAUGAGUUCCUCUCCUCGACAGUUUGCUGCAGUCACCAUAACAACCAAUCAGGCUGCUCCAUCACCUGUCACAAUAAUUAGAAAGGACCGGACAUCCAGAAACAGUGCCUCGUUAUCUUGGCAAGAACCUGAACAUCCUAAUGGAAUCAUCCUGGACUAUGAGGUCAAGUACUAUGAAAAGCAGGAGCAAGAGACAAGUUAUACCAUUCUGAGGGCUAGAGGCACGAAUGUUACUCUCAAUGGCCUCAAACCUGAUACUACUUAUGUCUUCCAAAUCCGAGCCCGAACAGCAGCUGGAUAUGGGACCAACAGCCGCAAGUUUGAGUUUGAAACUAGUCCAGAUUCUUUCUCCAUCUCCAGCGAGAAUAGCCAGGCUGUCAUGAUAGCCAUUUCAGCUGCAGUUGCAAUUAUUCUUCUGACAGUUUUGGUGUAUGUCCUAAUUGGGAGAUUUUGCGGCUAUAACAAAUCAAAGCAUGGUGUAGAGGAAAAAAGACUUCAUUUUGGGAAUGGACACUUAAAACUUCCAGGUCUCAGGACAUAUGUGGACCCCCAUACAUAUGAAGACCCUAACCAGGCUGUCCAUGAAUUUGCCAAGGAGUUGGAUGCUACCAGUAUAUCCAUUGACAAAGUUGUUGGAGCAGGUGAAUUUGGAGAGGUAUGCAGUGGCCGCUUAAAGCUUCCUUCCAAAAAAGAGAUUUCAGUAGCUAUCAAAACUCUCAAAGUAGGCUAUACUGAAAAGCAGAGGAGAGACUUCCUGGGGGAAGCAAGUAUCAUGGGGCAGUUUGACCAUCCCAAUAUCAUUCGACUUGAAGGAGUUGUUACCAAAAGUAAACCAGUCAUGAUUGUCACAGAAUACAUGGAGAAUGGCUCCUUGGACAGCUUCUUACGAAAACAUGAUGCCCAGUUUACAGUCAUUCAACUAGUAGGAAUGCUUCGAGGGAUAGCCUCUGGAAUGAAAUAUUUGUCAGAUAUGGGCUACGUUCAUCGUGAUCUUGCUGCCCGCAAUAUCCUUAUCAACAGCAACCUGGUGUGCAAGGUUUCUGAUUUUGGCCUCUCAAGAGUUCUAGAAGAUGAUCCAGAGGCUGCUUACACAACAAGAGGGGGAAAGAUCCCAAUUCGAUGGACAUCUCCAGAAGCAAUUGCAUAUCGCAAGUUCACGUCAGCCAGCGACGUAUGGAGUUACGGAAUUGUUCUCUGGGAAGUGAUGUCCUAUGGAGAGAGACCAUACUGGGAGAUGUCCAAUCAGGAUGUAAUUAAAGCUGUGGAUGAAGGCUACCGACUGCCACCUCCCAUGGACUGCCCAGCUGCCUUAUAUCAGCUGAUGCUGGACUGCUGGCAGAAGGACAGAAACAACAGACCCAAGUUUGAGCAGAUUGUCAGCAUUCUGGACAAGCUUAUAAGGAAUCCCAGCAGUCUGAAAAUCAUUACCAAUGCCGCAGCAAGGCCAUCAAACCUUCUCUUGGACCAAAGCAGUGUGGACAUCACUACCUUCCGCACACCGGGUGACUGGCUCAAUGGCAUCCGGACAGGACAGUGCAAAGACAUCUUUACGGGCGUGGAAUACAGUUCAUGCGAUACAAUAGCCAAGAUUUCCACAGAUGAUAUGAAAAAGGUUGGGGUUACUGUCGUUGGGCCACAGAAGAAGAUCAUUAGUAGUAUUAAAGCUCUAGAAACACAUACGAAGAAUGGCCCUGUUCCUGUCUAG
Molecule: messenger RNA, 2955 nt
Organism: Gracilinanus agilis (Agile Gracile Mouse Opossum)
Lineage: Eukaryota; Metazoa; Chordata; Mammalia; Didelphimorphia; Didelphidae
Gene: EPHA3
Product: EPH receptor A3
Exons: 17
Coding region: 1-2955 (984 amino acids)
Biological process (GO): protein phosphorylation; cell surface receptor protein tyrosine kinase signaling pathway; axon guidance
Cellular component (GO): neuron projection; plasma membrane
Molecular function (GO): ATP binding; transmembrane-ephrin receptor activity; protein binding
Source: RefSeq, a predicted model, not a curated record